Molecule: messenger RNA, 3886 nt
Organism: Grus americana (Whooping crane)
Lineage: Eukaryota; Metazoa; Chordata; Aves; Gruiformes; Gruidae
Gene: TCERG1L
Product: transcription elongation regulator 1 like
Exons: 13
Coding region: 66-1931 (621 amino acids)
Cellular component (GO): nucleus
Molecular function (GO): transcription coregulator activity; RNA polymerase binding
Source: RefSeq, a predicted model, not a curated record
CUCGGCGGCGGUGCCGGUGCGGAGCGUGGGGUGCCCCGGCUCCGCCGCGCCCCGUGCCAUGUAGGAUGCUGCCGGCUCCCGCAGCCAAGCGGCCGCCGCCCCUGCUCUGGCCCCCCGCCGCCGAGCCCCCGGCGCCCCCCUGGGCCUGGGUGGUCCCGGCCGCCGCAGGGCUCCUCAGGGUCGGCGGCGGCGGCGCCGGGGCUGCUCCCCCCCCGCCUCCGCCGCCGCCGCCGCUGCUGCUGCCGGCGCCGCCGCCGCCCGCGCCCCCCCCCGCCGCCCUGCUGCGGGCCGCCCCGGGCUGGCGCGUCCCCUGCGAGCCGCUCCUGCCGCUGCUCGCCGCCGCCGACCAGCACUCCGCCGCGCUCCUCCACGGGCAGUGGAUAUUUGGAGCUCAUUCUCCAGUCAUAGGAUUUUCACCUUCUUCGAGCGUGGAAUUUGUUCCUGUUUUUCCACCUGUGUACACAUCUACGCUUCCACCUCAUGCUGGGAAAAACUGGAUCGAUAAAAGGCUACCGAACUGCAAAAUAUACUUGAACAAUGCAUUUGCUCUGGAUUCGGCGUGGAUAUAUCCUGAGGAAUCGCGACUCUUCCAGGGAAAUGAGAAGCCUCUGUUAAUGACAAACCAAGUAGCAAUGGCUAUAGCCAGGCCAGCUGCUGCCUCCAGGCCUCUUCCCACGGUGGUGUUGGCACCUCAGCUGAUACCAGGUGGGUGCCAGAAUAGCCUUAAACCGGUCAGCAGCAAUCAGACCCUGGCGCUGGCCGCCGCGGCCACCACUGCCAUGGUGUCGGUGGAGCCCGAAGCCCCCCAGGGACCGUCGGUGCCCAGCGUCCAGCCCUGCCACGUGCUGACCUUCUCCCCGAUCAAAAUUCCAGUCCUGGCUUCGCCUUUUCCAGGUUCUGCCUCCAGAAUGGAUGCUCACGUGGGUCCUUUGAUGCCGACGCAAGUCACCCGGGUAACUGCUGUGUCUGCACCGGCCGUGACGUUCAUGGCAACCAAUUUGGUGGAUCAGACGUUAACAGAUACUGGCAAAGAACCGAGCAGAUCCUCCUGCCCGCCGACCUUGAUUUUACAUACGGAGAGGAAGAGCACCCCUGUGGAGAGCGAUGGCGAUAAGGAUCAUUCUUUUAAACUGGUAAAUGAGGAUGACAGCACAUCAAACGGCAACAAGCCCGUGGCAUCCACUCCGGUGCCAGGAUCGCCAUGGUGUGUAGUCUGGACUGGAGAUGACCGGGUCUUCUUCUUCAACCCUACAAUGCAGCUGUCAGUCUGGGAGAAGCCGGUGGACCUGAAGCACCGCGGCGACAUAAACCGCAUCAUCGAGGAUCCGCCUCACAAGCGCAAGCUGGAAGCUGCAGCAACAGAUAAAUGUGUUAGUUCUUGUCCAGGGGAUGAAAAUGAUGAUCUUAGCAUCAAAACUAAGAGAAAUAAAACAGAAGAUUCCCAAGCUGCCGACCAGGGGAAGGCUGAAACGGAGGAGAAAAACGAGGAAACAUCAGCACCUGAGGUCACGCCUCCCCUAGAAGAGCGCAUCACUCAUUUCCGAGAUAUGCUCCUGGAGAGGGGGGUCUCAGCAUUUUCUACUUGGGAAAAAGAGUUACACAAAAUAGUAUUUGAUCCACGCUACCUUCUCCUAAAUUCAGAAGAACGUAAACAGAUAUUUGAACAGUUUGUCAAGACCAGGAUCAGAGAAGAGUACAAAGAAAAGAAAAAUAAAUUGUUGUUAGCUAAAGAAGAAUUUAAAAAGCUCCUUGAAGAAUCCAAGUUAUCGCCAAGAACGACGUUUAAAGAAUUUGCAGAAAAAUACGGAAGAGAUCAGCGGUUUCGCCUUGUUCAGAAGAAGAAAGACCAAGAGCAUUUUUUCAAUCAGUUCAUACUUAUUCUUAAAAAGAGGGACAAAGAAAACAGGAUACGGCUACGGAAAAUGAGAUAAAACCUCCUGAAACUGGCAAUAAAUAGACAAGUCGAUGUUGUGAGUGCAGUAAGAAACUCAAAUGAAGGCUAAAGCGUUCAGGGUUAAACUUCCAACAACUUGACGCGGAAUCGGAUAGCCCUGAGAAAAACUUUCUCUAAGUGGAGUUUAUUGAAUAUAUAUUGAAUUUGUGAAGGUUGUUCAGCAGGAAUCAGAAGGAUAUUUUGUUCUCAAAGAAUUAAUGUUUCAUAUUGAAGCUCUCUUUUGUACAACAUCCAGAGUUUGAUGCAUUUCUAAUUGUCAUGAUAUGUCAAUCCCUUAAUUGUUUUAAUUAUGCAAAUUACUUGUAAUAUACACAAAUUAUGAAUCCAAUGCAGAUUUGUAAUUAGGCAGAAGCAGAUGCCAUCCAUAACAAUCUCAAGAUAUUUUCAUCAUUUAGGGGAAUUAUCUAAAGCAAUCUUUCGGCAACUUUAUGCAUUAACAUAAAGUAUUUAGAGGCGCGGUGGUACGCAGGAAUUCAUUACGCGGUGUUCAUACGUCUCUGUCCAGUUCUCUGAGUAGUAGUAAUAAGAUAUUAAUCGUUAAUCUUAGUGAAGAGUGUGAAAAUCUUGGCAUACGUUCCAUAGGAAAACUCUCAAGUUUCAGAAAUUGCUUCCUACUUGCCGUGAAUGGUGCCGUCAGGCACGGGCGAUAGCAGCACUUCUCCGUCAGAGUUCCUAGAAAGAAGUUCUUUUGUAAAACCAUCGCAGUAUGAUUUCAGUUACGUUACUGUAUGUGAAAAGUCUGCAUGAGAUUUUUCUCAUCAUCUUUGUAUAAAUAAAUAUUUAACUUUUUUAAUUAAUAAAUAUUUUAAGCCAAUUUUCAGGGGGUUUUAAGCUUCUAAACUUUUUGAAAUACUGGGUAAAAUAGUGCAGGUCUGAUGGUUUUUACUUGAGAGGCAGAAAACCAGAGAGGGCUCCUGCCGCUCAUGCUUUGUAUGCAAAUUCCACGAACAGCGGCUGGAGUUCUGAGCAUACUGAGAGCAAAAUAGUCGCUCUGACUAUGAAGGUAGGAAAUCACGGCUAGAGAAAAUCAGCACAGCUCUGCUGAACAUCAGUAUAUCCCUUCCUUUAUGCUGAAAGAAAGACACGCUCUCCUCUGUCUGUGAUCAUAACCAUUUUCUCAGUUGGCCUAAUUUUUAAGUUACUACUCAUUAGAUUUGUAGAUUUCUAUUAGGUAGGAGUGAUUUUGAUAUUUUCCCCAACCAAUGGUAAUUUUUCUUUAGACGUGUGCUGGAUAUUUUUUAUAAUCAAGGAAAUAAAGGCUAUUUUAUAGUGCUUUGGAAAAAAUGAACUCAGAAUAAUUCCCAGAAGAGCGCUUAACGUAAGACGCGUUUUAGAAAGUACGUAGCAUUUCACACUUCUACACGGAAAAAAUGGUCAUUUAUUUCUAUCAGAGCAAGACCUGACCCAAAGUUGCUGUUGGUAUGAGCGAGGAAACACGCUGCAGUGUUGGAAUUACCAGGUUAAAGAGAUGCUGCCAGCUUCGUCUCCCCUCUGCAGGUGGGGGUUGUACUGUGGGGCCGGAGUGCGAGCUGGCAGAUGCAAUUGGAUUUUGCGUGGCUUGCAAGGCUUGUGGUAGCCGCUCGCUUACAACUUUAUUUAAGGGUUAUUUUUACCUCGCUGGAAGAGCCUGGUUUGGUUUGUGAGUCGGGAGUCCUGCGGGGGUUAGGGAGAGCCAGACGCUGGUCGCUCGUACGGGUGGUAGGACGAGGCAGCUGUGGCCCAGGAAGAGGUGUAGGUCUUUCAGGAGACCUGACGACGGGCUUCACAGGGGGUUUCAUAAGGUUUUGCAAAUUUUCCUGUUAAAAAAAAGGAAAAGUAAGGUGCAUAAAACCAGUGAGAUCUUGCUUUUAUGACCGAAAGCUCUUCUGUUUCAGUGGCUUGUACCCCUCGUGUUGUUUUCUGGUUUAAAUGUAUGUGCGUAUCCAGACCCUA